GACUGACUGCGAGGCCAGUGUCGACCGCCGAGCUAAUGUAACGCACGUACACCCAUUAUCGGACAGCCGGGGUGUUACGAUGGACGGCUGUUACAGACUUUUCUCUGCUCAGCUGCAGAAACGAGUCUGUUCCAGUCGACACAGGCUCCGACCCGCUGAAUACUCUCACGUCAAAUAGUUCAGCAGACUUUAGUUAGCUCAUACUCAUGCUAAGUGGCUAGGUGCGCAUAUAACGUUAGCGUUGUUGCGACACACUAGCUAACAGCUAAUUCUCCGCUGUGUCUGGACACUGUCGCCUCAAAGUCUGUCAGUAGACAGUUUCCCACCUGGGGACUACACCUGCUGUUAUUUGCGUUAAAGGUCAACCUUCGGGGCGACGUAAAGAAGAAGUUAUGACACUGCCCACAAGUUUAAAAUGGCAGGGCUUAGGUUUGUCCGAUAAUGGACGCAGGGGUUCAGAGUUAAUGCUUGCGCUGAACACAGAGUCACUAAAGCGGAGUUUGCUUGGUGAAUAAUUUAGCAGCAAUAAUGCAGGACUGCUGUCUAAUUGCAGCUCAGUUCAGUGAGCCGUGUGCUUGUUUGUCAGACAACAUUAUCAGAAGAAACGUAUGAAAACAUAAUCCGACUGUUGUCACAACAUUAAAACUAUUAUCACUGUCAGCGGACCGACAGUAAUAAUUAGGGUGGAAAUAAUAUUUCUGCGUCAACAAACUGUCAGGAAACUAGUUAGAAACUGUAGUUAGACAACCACAACAUCACGGGUUGGAUUUGUGCAGAUGUCAUGAAGAAAACAGAAGACUGUGAGAUGCAGUUGAAAGCUCUGGAAAAAUGCUGCUGACUGGAAGCUGGAUGAACCUGCGUGGAGCGGCAGGAUGAAAAUCACCGCUAAAGGCAAGAUGGCCUACAUUAAGUUAGAGGACAGAAACACAGGAGAGUUGUUUGCCCAAGCUCCAGUCGAACAGUACCCAGGGUGUGUAGUUGAAUCUGUCACAGACUCCAGCAGGUAUUUUGUGAUCCGGAUAGAGGAUGGAAAUGGACGUCAUGCUUUUAUCGGUCUGGGUUUUGCUGAUCGUGGAGACUCGUUUGACUUCAACGUAGCUUUACAAGAUCAUUUUAAGUGGGUGAAGCAGGAGGGUGAGCUCGCCAAAGCGGAAGCGUCUGAGAGCACAGCACCUAAGCUGGACCUCCGCUUCAAAGAGGGACAGACUAUCAAGAUCAGCAUUGGGAACAUCAAGAAGAAGGAAGCAGGCGCCAAAGCGCGGCCCAUGGGUGGCGGCCUGCUCCCACCUCCUCCAGGUGCAAAGGCGGGAGGAGUCAUACCUCCUCCCGAGGGACAGCAGACCGUCUCUGAACCGACCAACACUGCGGCUCUUUUUGACUUUGGGUCCCCCGUCCCUGCAGCCCAACCCGGCUCUGACAUGUGGGGAGAUUUCACAUCCGCAGGCUCCAACUCCAGUAAAGAUGCUGUCAAAUCAGGAUGGGUGCAGUUUAGUUGAGUUGUGAGAAACGUGCACACACUCAGGUUGCAUACAUUCCAUGGACAGGACGAUUGUGGAAACAAAAGAAAACUAAAAAGAGAGGAACUGUUAGCAAACUUGACCGGCUCAUUCACUGCACCUGUUCUGUAAAGAAUCUGUUGACAUAAACUAAAGCCCGCUGACCAACACUCUCUGGAGGAACAAACAGUGAAAUGUAUAUAUUUUUUACAAUCUUAUUCAUAUGCAGUGGGGGGGUCUUUCUUUCCCUUUCACUGUUAAUCUGUCCAGAAAUCAGAUUUGUGUCCCUUUAUAGUCUCGUCUUUACAGCACAAUGCAUUUGUUUUCCUGCUCCGAUCAUGCAGUUAUCUCAUUACACCAGCACCACUCAUCUCAAGGUUGUUUUUUAUCAUUUGGAAAAAGGUAAAUGGUUUACCUACUGAAGUAUCCAUGUUUCUUUUUCUCUUUUUGCUGUAUACCAGUACGUGUGUUGUUUCUGUUUCCUAGUACUUUUAGGAGAUCUUGCAAAGCUAUAUUGAUAUUUGAUUAUGAGUUUUACAUUUCACCUCUAUAGCCUUCAUGAAAAGAUAACAGAUUUUAAAAAUCACGUUGUUGAAUAAAAAAAGUCAUGAUUGCCAUUUUGUCUUUUGUUCAGAGUUUGAAGAGUUUUUUUUUUUUUUUUUGGGUUUAUUCAUGUUUGUUUUUGUGUCCGACCUUCAUGUGUCUUCGCCUCGUGUGUUGUUGCUUUUUAAAAAUGUGCCUUUUACCAAAUUGACACUUCCUUCCUUGUUGCUAAUUUGCAUUGAGUAUUUGAUUAAGUGCCUUUCUGAAAAAGAUCUCUUCUUGUCUUGUAAAUAAACAGUAUAUUUCAUCGGC
Morone saxatilis (striped sea-bass) is the source of this 2351-nucleotide messenger RNA. It is a transcript of the gene necap2, whose product is annotated as NECAP endocytosis associated 2. Gene Ontology annotation, cellular component: clathrin vesicle coat; membrane. NCBI's taxonomy places the organism in Eukaryota, Metazoa, Chordata, Actinopteri, Moronidae. The record is from RefSeq and is a predicted model, not a curated record. Gene Ontology annotation, biological process: endocytosis. The transcript has 8 exons. Bases 873 to 1496 code for a protein of 207 amino acids.